Messenger RNA from Lipotes vexillifer (Yangtze River dolphin), 4431 nucleotides. It is a transcript of the gene PTPRM, whose product is annotated as protein tyrosine phosphatase receptor type M. Gene Ontology annotation, cellular component: membrane. Gene Ontology annotation, biological process: protein dephosphorylation. The record is from RefSeq and is a predicted model, not a curated record. Gene Ontology annotation, molecular function: protein tyrosine phosphatase activity; protein binding. NCBI's taxonomy places the organism in Eukaryota, Metazoa, Chordata, Mammalia, Artiodactyla, Lipotidae.
AUGGUGAAUACUCAGCUAGCGCUUUGCAAGGAUCCACAGUUCCUGAGCAAAAAGGCCAAAUCAAAUCGCUCUGAGCAUCGAGUAGGUGGUUGCCUCUUCGAUGAGCCUUAUAGCAUGUGUGGUUACAGUCAGGCUGAAGAUGAUGACUUCAACUGGGAACAAGUGAACACCUUGACCAAACCAACCUCUGAUCCAUGGAUGCCAUCAGGCUCCUUCAUGUUGGUGAACACGUCUCGGAGAUCUGAGGGACAGAGAGCCCACCUCCUCUUACCUCAGCUCAAAGAAAAUGACACCCACUGCAUUGAUUUUCACUACUUUGUAUCCAGCAAGAGUAAUUCUGCUCCCGGGUUACUCAAUGUCUACGUGAAGGUCAAUAACGGGCCUUUGGGGAACCCUAUUUGGAAUAUAUCUGGAGACCCAAACCGUACAUGGAACAGGGCAGAGCUGGCCAUCAGUACUUUCUGGCCUAACUUUUAUCAGGUGAUUUUUGAAGUCGUAACUUCUGGACAUCAAGGCUACCUUGCCAUUGAUGAAGUGAAGGUGUUAGGACAUCCAUGUACCAGAACGCCUCACUUCCUGCGGAUUCAGAACGUGGAGGUCAACGCGGGCCAGUUUGCCGCCUUCCAGUGCAGUGCCAUCGGCAGGACUGUGGCCGGCGACAGGCUCUGGUUACAGGGCAUUGAUGUACGGGAUGCUCCUCUGAAGGAAAUAAAGGUGACUAGUUCCCGGCGAUUCAUAGCAUCGUUUAAUGUCAUGAAUACAACCAAACGAGAUGCUGGAAAAUACCGCUGCAUGAUUCGAACCGAUGGAGGAGUUGGCCUAUCCAACUAUGCAGAAUUGGUAGUUAAAGAGCCCCCUGUCCCCAUCGCGCCCCCUCAGCUGGCCUCCGUGGGGGCCACCUACCUGUGGAUCCAACUCAACGCCAACUCCAUCAAUGGCGAUGGGCCCAUCGUGGCCCGGGAGGUGGAAUACUGCACCGCCAGCGGGAGCUGGAGCGACCGGCAGCCAGUGGACUCCACGAGCUACAAGAUCGGGCAUCUCGACCCAGACACAGAGUAUGAGAUCAGCGUGCUUCUCACCCGGCCAGGGGAGGGUGGCACCGGUUCUCCUGGGCCCGCUCUCAGAACCAGAACCAAGUGUGCUGAUCCCAUGCGCGGCCCAAGAAAAUUGGAAGUCGUCGAAGUCAAAUCUCGACAAAUCACUCUCCGCUGGGAGCCAUUUGGAUAUAACGUGACUCGUUGCCAUAGUUACAACCUCACAGUCCACUACUGUUACAAGGUCGGAGGGCAGGAACAAGUGAGAGAAGAAGUAAGCUGGGACACGGAUAACUCACACCCUCAACACACCAUCACCAACCUCUCCCCCUACACCAACGUCAGUGUGAAACUCAUCCUCAUGAAUCCCGAGGGACGGAAGGAGAGCCAAGAACUCGUAGUACAGACAGAUGAAGAUCUUCCAGGUGCUGUUCUUACUGAAUCCAUCCAAGGAAGUACCUUUGAAGAGAAGAUAUUUCUUCAAUGGCGAGAACCAAUUCAAACCUAUGGUGUCAUCACUUUAUAUGAGAUCACCUACAAGGCAGUCAGUUCCUUUGACCCAGAAAUAGAUCUAUCCAGUCAAAGUGGAAGAGUUUCAAAACUGGGAAAUGAAACCCACUUUCUGUUUUUCGGACUGUAUCCAGGAACCACAUACUCCUUCACCAUCCGAGCUAGCACGGCUAAGGGUUUUGGACCCCCGGCAACAAAUCAGUUCACCACCAAAAUAUCAGCACCCUCCAUGCCAGCUUAUGACCUGCUGAAGCCUGCACACAGCCGAGGCGCACCUGUCAGUGUGUAUAUAAUAGUGGUGGAGGAAGAGCGUCCUCGAAGAGCUAAAAAGACAACAGAAAUCUUAAAAUGCUACCCGGUGCCCAUCCACUUCCAGAAUGCUUCUCUGCUGAACUCCCAGUACUACUUUGCUGCUAAAUCCCCAGCCAACAGCCUCCAAUCGGCUCAGCCUUUUACUAUUGGUGAUAAUAAGACGUACAAUGGAUACUGGAACACCCCUCUCCUUCCCCAUAAAAGCUACAGAAUUUAUUUCCAAGCUGCUAGCAGAGCCAACGGGGAAACCAAAAUAGACUGUGUCCAAGUGGCCACAAAAGCUGCGAUAAUCGUGACUCAGCUUACGACACCUCACAUUCGCAUCGCCCCUGCUGCAGGCGACGACCAGCUGACAGGAGCUGCCACUCCAAAACCAGUCCCAGAACCCGAGAAACAAACAGACCACACAGUCAAGAUCGCAGGAGUCAUCGCUGGCAUCUUGCUGUUCGUGAUUAUAUUUCUUGGAGUCGUGUUGGUCAUGAAGAAAAGGAAACUGGCCAGGAAGCGGAAGGAGACGAUGAGCAGCACGCGGCAGGAGAUGACGGUGAUGGUGAGCUCCAUGGACAAGAGCUACGCGGAGCAGGGCACCAGCUGCGACGAGGCCUUCUCCUUCAUGGACACACACAACCUCAACGGGAGAUCUGUGUCUUCACCAUCGUCCUUUACCAUGAAAACGAACACCCUGAGCACAUCGGUGCCUAAUUCCUACUACCCAGACCCAUUUGUGCCAACUGCAAUUUUAGACGAGACACACACGAUGGCCAGUGACACCAGCAGCUUGGUGCAGCCCCACACGUACAAGAAGCGCGAGCCGGCCGACGUGCCCUACCAGACGGGGCAGCUGCACCCUGCCAUCCGGGUGGCCGACCUGCUUCAGCACAUCACGCAGAUGAAGUGUGCAGAGGGCUACGGCUUCAAGGAGGAGUACGAGAGCUUCUUUGAAGGGCAGUCUGCACCAUGGGACUCUGCUAAGAAAGAUGAAAACAGAAUGAAGAACAGAUAUGGGAAUAUUAUUGCAUAUGAUCAUUCCCGGGUGAGGCUGCAGACCAUAGAAGGAGACAACAACUCAGACUACAUCAAUGGAAAUUAUAUCGAUGGUUAUCAUCGACCCAAUCAUUAUAUUGCUACGCAAGGACCAAUGCAAGAGACCAUCUAUGACUUCUGGAGGAUGGUGUGGCAUGAAAACACAGCGAGCAUCAUCAUGGUGACUAACCUGGUGGAAGUGGGGAGGGUCAAAUGCUGCAAAUACUGGCCAGAUGACACAGAGAUCUACAAAGACAUUAAAGUCACCCUAAUAGAAACAGAGCUACUGGCAGAAUAUGUGAUAAGAACAUUUGCUGUUGAAAAGCGAGGUGCUCAUGAAAUACGCGAGAUCAGACAGUUUCACUUCACGGGCUGGCCGGACCACGGCGUCCCCUACCACGCCACCGGGCUGCUAGGAUUCGUCCGGCAGGUGAAAUCCAAGAGCCCGCCCAACGCAGGCCCGUUGGUGGUGCACUGCAGCGCUGGUGCAGGGAGGACCGGCUGUUUCAUUGUCAUCGACAUCAUGCUGGACAUGGCCGAGAGGGAAGGGGUGGUGGACAUCUACAACUGCGUCCGGGAGCUGCGGUCUCGGAGGGUGAACAUGGUGCAGACCGAGGAGCAGUACGUGUUCAUCCACGAUGCCAUCCUGGAAGCCUGUCUUUGUGGGGACACCUCGGUCCCUGCUUCCCAAGUCAGGUCUCUCUAUUAUGACAUGAACAAGCUGGAUCCACAGACAAAUUCAAGCCAGAUUAAAGAGGAAUUCCGGACCCUGAACAUGGUGACACCGACCCUGCGCGUGGAGGACUGCAGCAUCGCGCUUCUGCCCCGGAACCACGAGAAGAACCGCUGCAUGGACAUCCUGCCCCCCGACCGCUGCCUGCCUUUCCUCAUCACCCUCGAUGGCGAGAGCAGCAACUACAUCAAUGCCGCCCUCAUGGACAGCUAUAAACAGCCCUCGGCUUUUAUAGUCACCCAGCAUCCUUUGCCAAACACAGUGAAAGACUUCUGGAGGCUGGUCCUGGAUUAUCACUGCACGUCUGUAGUUAUGCUGAAUGAUGUGGAUCCGGCCCAGUUGUGUCCGCAGUACUGGCCGGAGAAUGGAGUCCACAGACACGGCCCCAUCCAGGUGGAAUUUGUUUCUGCUGACCUGGAAGAAGACAUCAUCAGCAGGAUAUUCCGAAUUUACAACGCAGCCCGACCCCAGGACGGGUACCGGAUGGUGCAGCAGUUCCAGUUCCUGGGCUGGCCCAUGUACAGGGACACGCCUGUGUCCAAGCGCUCCUUCUUGAAGCUCAUCCGCCAGGUGGACAAGUGGCAGGAGGAAUACAAUGGUGGGGAAGGCCGCACGGUUGUGCACUGCCUGAACGGGGGAGGCCGCAGCGGGACCUUCUGCGCCAUCAGCAUUGUCUGUGAGAUGCUCCGGCACCAGAGGACGGUGGACGUCUUCCACGCCGUGAAGACGCUGAGGAACAACAAGCCCAACAUGGUGGACCUGCUGGAUCAGUACAAGUUCUGCUAUGAGGUAGCCCUAGAAUACUUGAAUGCUGGCUGA